Xyrichtys novacula (pearly razorfish) is the source of this 4887-nucleotide messenger RNA. The record is from the annotation of a GenBank genome assembly. Lineage: Eukaryota; Metazoa; Chordata; Actinopteri; Labriformes; Labridae.
GAAGAAGAAGAAGAAGGAGAAGAAGGAGAAGAAGGAGGAGGAGGUUGUUAUUUUCUCUCUCUGGUGUUUUUGUGUUUCGGACCCUCGGUCUUCAGUUUUGUCUCUAAAUCCGGAUCAUAUCUGUGAACCCGAAUCUCAGAGAGACCCGGACCCGGAGGACCGGAGCGAGUCUGCAGUAAAAACGGGAGACGAGAAGAAAAAGAGUCCCGGAAGUGGAUUUACCGUCAGGUCCUGUCAGGCUAACCGGUGUUAGCAGGUAAGCUAACUACAUAAACCCGCUGCUUCCGGUUUUUACUCAUUAACUUAUUAACUAACUAACCGUCCGGGUUAAAGACGUCACACUGAUCACGUGAUCACCGGGAACCGUUAUCAGCUGUUAGUGAGACCCGGACUGAGACCUGAGACCCGAACUGAGACCUGAGACCCGAACUAAGACCCGGACUGAGACCUGAGACCAAACUGAGAUCUGAGACCCGAACUAAGACCCGGACUGAGACCUGAGACCAAACUGAGACCUGAGACCCAGACUAAGACCCGGACUGAAACCUGAGACCAAACUGAGACCUGAGACCCGGACUGAGACCCGGACUGAGACCCGGACUGAGACCCGGACUGAGACCUGGACUAAGACCUGGACUGAUACCUGAGACCAAACUGAGACCUGAGAUCCGAACUAAGACCCGGACUGAGACCUGAAGUUUCCUAUAAAAUAAAUAAAUGAUAUUAUCAGAAUAUUUAAUCAAUAAAGAGAUUGAUAAUAACUCUGAUCUCCAUGUUUAUUCCUAAUCAAUACUUCCUGUCCCUCUGAUGGUUAUUUUGGUUUUUCGUGGUCAUCAGUUUUUUUAUUAUUAUUAUUAAACUCUGUUGUUUGUUGUUGUUGUUGAACUGCAGAGUUUGAGUGACAGUUCAGUAUGUGUCUGCAGCUGACUAAUCCUCUACUAACUACUUCUAACUACUUCUAACUACUUCUAACUACUACUACUACUUCUGCUGCAGCAGCUAACUACCCCUGUACGCUCAUCGACGACCGCUGCUGAUGAGAAUCCAAACUCUGCUACGAACCGAACUACCACCUAAUAUAACCCACAAAGCGCAGCGUUUUUGUCGUGCUUUUAUUUUGAAAAGCGUCACGUCACCUGUAUAAUGCGAAGUCUCGUUUGUCAUUGGUCACGUGGUUUUCAGCGAACUGAGGUUCAAUCUUACAGUCCUGAUAAUCCAUCGAUGAUCGUUGGUCUCUUGAUCUCUUUUUCUUUAAAAAGUGUCGUGGGACGACGACUGUCGUGAAUCAGCGCAAAAUAAAAAAAAUCGGAUUAAAGUUCACCUGUCGUCUGACUGAACGAUUUUAUGUUUUUAUUUAAAUUCAGAGUUUUUAUUUAUUAUUCUAUUUAUUUUAUUAUUUAUUAAUUAUUUAAAUUCUAUGUUUUUAUUUAUUAUUCUAUUUAUUUUAUUAUGUAUUUAUUAUUUAAAUUCAGAGUUUUUAUUUAUUAUUUUAUUUAUUUUAUUAUGUAUUUAUUAUUUAAAUUCAGAGUUUUUAUUUAUUAUUCUAUUUAUUUUAUUAUGUAUUUAUUAUUUAAAUUCAGAGUUUUUAUUUAUUAUUCUAUUUAUUUUAUUAUGUAUUUAUUAUUUAAAUUCAUAGUUUUUAUUUAUUAUUUUAUUUAUUUUAUUAUGUUUUUAUUAUUUAAAUUCAGAGGUGUUUUUUGGACUGAAGGAACACUCUGGUGAGAAACUCGUUCCGUUUUUGUUUCAUCGUCUCUGGUUUCUUUUUCACGUCUUUCUCUGUUUUUGCUGAUUCACUUUAUACCCGGUCAGUAAAGUACGUCUUCAGAAUAGCGGCGGUCUCAGGUGAUGCAUUCUGGGUAAAUGGGUCUAACCAACUUGGCUUAGUGAGGGUCUGUUUUUUUUAUAUUAAAAUCGUAAAUCUCAAAUACAGUGAAUGAACAUGCAGUAUAGUAUUUUAUUUUAAUAUGAUUAUUUCUCAAGACUUAUUUAUUAUAAUUAGGCCGAUUGGUUUUCAUCUUUUUAAAAGUUCUGAAUUUUGGCUCCUAAAAAAAACUCAAAAAGUUCAUUUUUGUCUCCGUUUGUUGGCCUGACUGAAGUCUUUUACUCCUCUGUCCAGCAGAGGGCGCUCAGCUCUAACCUCACACUCUUGGCUUCAUCAGUACGCUGAAAAGAAGAAGAAUCAAUAUCAAUAAUAAUAAUAAUAAUAAUAAUGAGGUCCUGAGGUCCAACAUCCUGGUACCUAAACAAACAGGUACUGGACUGCCCUGCUCUGACCUUUGACCUCACUCUGUUCUCUCUGUUACAGACGCUCAGCAUGAGCAGCGGAGAAGGUCGACCACGAGAGGAGGAGGGGGAGGAGUCUGAGGGGGAGGAGCAAGAGGAGGGGGAGGAGGACUUCUACGACUGUCAGGAGAACCUGCAGAACCUGGAGCUGAGAGGAGGAGGAGAGGAGGAGGAGGAAAGGAAACAAGGAGACGGACUGAUGGACAGGAGGGAGGAGACAGAGAGGAGGAGCGGAGGACAGGGGGAGGAGACAGAGAGGUGGAGGGGAGGACAGGGGGAGGAGCAGGAGGACAGACAACAAGACAACGAACUUCAGAGAGACGAUGAGGAGGAGGAGGGGCUGCAGGAGGACUCUGACUCUGAGAUGAAGGGGGGAGUCGGGGGUGAGGUGGAGUUUGAUGAUGAGUACCUGAGAGAGCAGGAGAAGGAGCUGACGGAGGAGGAGAAGGAGGUAACACCUGUUCACCUGUAUGUUGGUCAGCCUGAUGUGUUCAGGGUCAGUUUGUAACUUUGUGUUUCAGAGUCGACGGCAGGAGAGUUUGACUCUAAAGGAGCGAGGGAACGACCAGUUCAAGGCUGGAGGUGAGGCCACGCCCACUUCCUGGAAACCAGUUUAACCAGUGUGACCCGUUUAACCAGUGUGACCCGUUGUUCCUGCAGACUGGUCGGAGGCGGAGCAAAGCUACAGGGAGGCCCUGGUUGUUUGUCCGGUCUGUUUCAGCAAAGAGAGGUCUGUGUUGUUCUCCAACAGAGCUGCUGCCAGACUGCACCAGGUUAGAACACGCUAAGAACACGCUAACAGCUGAGCUGAUGCCAGACAGACACAUCAAACCUACAACACACCACAAACACGCUUACAACACAGCAGCUACACACCUCCCACUGAGCAAGUUUUGGUCUGAUAGACGUCUAAAUGUAGACCAGACGACGGUCUACAAUCAGACUACCACAGGUCUAAAAAUGACCUCUAAAUUUAGACCGAGGUUAGACUCGCCGGCUAACAGAAGUCUAACUGUAUUUUGCUUAACGACUAUCAUAAUUAAAUACUUAUCGAAUAAUCGAUUAAAGUGCGACGUCUGAAUUCUUCUACAGAUAAACAGAAACUAGACUGUUGAGAUGAGGUCUAUAAAAUAAGGAGACGUCUUACAGCCGUUUAGUGCUCAGUGGGCUGGUUCCACUCAAUGAAAUCCUUAACAACAGUUUCCUCUGUGUGUGUGUGUGUGUGUGUGUGUGUGUGUGUGUGUGUGUGUGUGUGUCAGGGUCUGAAGGAUCAGGCCAUCGCUGACUGCUCCAAAGGUGAGUGUUGAUGACAUCACACUUUACCUGCAUGUUGACAUCAGUCUCUGACGUGUCUGUGUGCUGAUUGGCUGUCCUGUUACUAUAGCGAUAGAGCUUAAUCCAGAUUAUGUGCGAGCGUUACUCAGGAGGGCGGAGCUUUACGAACAGACGGACAAGCUGGACGAGGCCCUGGAGGACUACAAGAAGGUUCUAGAACUGGACUCAACACAGUCCACAGCAAGACAGGCGUGUAUGGUGAGUCUAUAACAGUCUACAUCCAUAACAGUGUAUAACAGUCUACAUCUAUAACAGUCUAAGUCUAUAACAGUCUAUAACAGUCUACAUCUAUAACAGUCUAUAACUAUAACAGUCUAUAACAGUCUACAUCUAUAACAGUCUAAGUCUAUAACAGUCUAUAACAGUCUACAUCUAUAACAGUCUAUGUCUAUAACAGUCUACAUCUAUAACAGUCUACAUCCAUAACAGUCUCUGAGUUGUCUGGUCUGUGAUUGGUGGACCAGAUAAGAGGCGGGGCCUCAUUCUCUUGGCUCCUCCUUCUAGAUUCUCUCAGAUAGACUCAGCCUUAUUUUCAGUCCUCCAUCCUCAGAGUUCUGGACCUCAAAGGAGUUCUGGUUCUGGUUCUGGUUCAGAGACGCUCUGAAGAUCUGAUGGUGUUUUUAGAUUUUUCUGUUAGAGGAACUUUGAUCAGAUCAAUGAAACUGAUUGAUUAGAAAUGUUUAUAAGGACACUUGGAACUGACCUGAUUGGACCUUUCUGUCUCUCUUCCUGUUCACCUGUACCUCACCUGUUCACCUGUACCUCACCUGUUGACCUGUGUUUGUCCCUCAGAGGUUACCUGGGCAGAUUCAGGAGAGAAACGAGAAGAUGAAAGCGGAGAUGUUGAGUACGUACUUCACCUGAACACAUCGUCUUAAAGGAACACUUCACUGUUUUAGCCAAUGAAUCAUUAAGCAGCCAAUCAGAGCUCAGUAAAUGUCCACUUCCUGUCUUAAGACGACCUCACCUGUCCCUCAGGUAAACUCAAAGAUCUGGGGAAUCUGGUCCUCAGGCCGUUUGGACUUUCCACCAACAACUUCCAGGUGAACCAGGACGCUCAGACGGGGUCGUACUCCAUCAACUUCGUCCAGAGUCCCCACGGCAACAACAACAACAACAACAACAACAACGACGGCAACACUACAUGAUGACAUCACAGCGCCCCCCCCCCCCCCCCCCCAUGUGUUUCUAAAUAAAGCUGAUUGGUUUGUUUACUGCUGGUGGUGUUGUUGUGACCUUUGACCUGGAGCCGGACUACAUUGACCCAGA